Camelina sativa (false flax) is the source of this 1828-nucleotide messenger RNA. NCBI's taxonomy places the organism in Eukaryota, Viridiplantae, Streptophyta, Magnoliopsida, Brassicales, Brassicaceae. The record is from RefSeq and is a predicted model, not a curated record.
AGCUAAAAAAAGCUAAGCAUCUCAUUUUCACACUCUCUCUCUUCAUUAUCUAUCCCCUUCUCAAUCUAAAACCUCUGGGGUUCUUCUUUCUUUGUUAAGGAUGACAUCUUUGCUCCCAAAUCCCGACCCGAUUACUAUACCCCUCGUCUUCAAGCUCUGCUCCUUUCCUUCGCCGCGGAGGCUCUUCUCUCUCAGGCUCAGGCUCAGGCUCAGGCGCUCCUCCAUCACCCGAAACUCAUCAUCUCUUCCUCCGCUGGUGGUCACUGUUUCCUCUCUCUCCGCUACUGCCGCAAAACCUACCAGAUGGAGAGAGAAGCCAGAGUUAGCGGAAAGCGACUCAAUUUCCCUCCUCAACGAGAGGAUUCGGCGUGACCUCGGCAAGAGAGAGACCGCUAGGCCAGCCAUGGACUCUGAGGAGGCCGAGAAGUACAUUCAUAUGGUCAGGGAACAACAAGAGAGGGGUUUGCAGAAGCUCAAAGGAUUUAGGCAAGGUACAGAGGCUGCUGGUGCGGGUGGUUUUAGCUACAAGGUUGACCCUUACAGUCUCCUUUCCGGUGAUUAUGUGGUGCACAAGAAAGUAGGCAUUGGGCGUUUUGUUGGGAUAAAAUUUGAUGUCCCCAAGGAUUCCUCAGAGCCCCUCGAAUAUGUCUUUAUAGAGUAUGCAGAUGGCAUGGCCAAGCUUCCCCUCAAACAGGCCUCACGUUUGCUCUACCGAUACAAUCUUCCAAAUGAGUCCAAACGGCCUCGGACUUUGAGUCGGCUGAGUGACACUAGUGUUUGGGAAAGAAGAAAGACCAAAGGAAAAGUAGCAAUUCAGAAAAUGGUCGUUGACUUGAUGGAGCUAUAUCUUCAUAGGCUUAGACAGAAGAGAUAUCCUUAUCCAAAAAACCCCAUCAUGGCUGAUUUUGCUGCUCAAUUUCCUUAUAACGCUACACCCGACCAGAAGCAGGCUUUCUUGGAUGUUGAGAAGGAUUUGACAGAGAGAGAAACACCUAUGGACCGAUUGAUCUGUGGAGAUGUUGGGUUUGGUAAAACUGAGGUUGCUCUACGAGCCAUCUUUUGUGUGGUUUCAGCUGGAAAACAAGCUAUGGUUUUAGCACCGACUAUUGUAUUGGCGAAGCAACAUUACGAUGUAAUCUCAGAGCGGUUUUCCUUGUAUCCACAAAUCAAAGUGGGCCUUUUAAGUCGGUUUCAGACUAAAGCAGAAAAGGAGGAGUAUUUGGAAAUGAUAAAAAAUGGACAUCUCAAUAUCAUUGUGGGCACUCACUCACUUCUCGGGAGCCGUGUUGUGUACAGUAACUUAGGCCUCCUUGUGGUUGAUGAGGAACAGAGAUUUGGGGUCAAGCAGAAAGAAAAGAUUGCAUCUUUCAAAACAUCGGUGGAUGUGCUUACAUUAUCCGCAACACCCAUACCAAGGACACUGUACUUAGCUUUGACUGGAUUCCGGGAUGCCAGUCUAAUCUCCACACCGCCUCCGGAGAGGAUUCCAAUAAAAACACAUCUUUCGUCAUUCCGUAAGGAAAAGGUGAUAGAAGCAAUAAAAAACGAGCUGGAUCGUGGUGGCCAAGUUUUCUAUGUCUUGCCUCGGAUUAAGGGACUAGAAGAAGUGAUGGAUUUUCUUGAAGAAGCAUUUCCAGAUAUUGACAUUGCUAUGGCACAUGGAAAGCAAUACUCGAAACAACUAGAGGAAACGAUGGAGAGAUUUGCGCAAGGAAAGAUCAAAAUCCUCAUAUGUACUAAUAUCGUUGAAAGUGGACUUGAUAUUCAAAAUGCAAAUACCAUAAUCAUUCAGGAUGUUCAACAAUUUGGGCUCGCUCAGUUGUACCAG